Messenger RNA from Lingula anatina, 2774 nucleotides. RefSeq lists its product as uncharacterized. Gene Ontology annotation, cellular component: nucleus. Gene Ontology annotation, molecular function: zinc ion binding. NCBI's taxonomy places the organism in Eukaryota, Metazoa, Brachiopoda, Lingulata, Lingulida, Lingulidae. The record is from RefSeq and is a predicted model, not a curated record.
UCCUAUUAUUUGUUUCAGCACACUAAAAGGCCAAAAAUGUCAUUCAGUAAUCCAGAGAAAGUCAAGGCCCUUUUUGGGGACCUUGGCAAGCCAACUAUGCGUGGCAUACGCAAAUGUCCGAAGUGUGGUACAUUUAAUGGCACCAGAGGCAUCAGCUGUAAAAACAAGUCCUGUGAUGUGAUCUUCAGAGAUGUGCAGAAAAAGAAAGGAAAGCAUAGUGUGGAUGCUGUGAAGAUCAUAACUGGUUCAAAUGUUCAGGUGUUUUCAGUGCGUCUACGAGACAAGGGUCCGGACUAUAGAGCCUUUGUUCAGCUGCCUCUUGUGCAGGACAUUGAUGGCAACCCAGCAGAGGCUGUGGACCCUGAAAUUAUAGCAUCAGCAUCUAGGUGUUAUGUUGAAAACUGUAGCAAAAACUCUCAGCUGAAUCUUACAGGGGACACUUGCCCCCACAUCCAGGCAGCUAUAGGCUGCGCUGAGGAGGCCCAGCCUCUCUCCCUGAAGAAUUCAAUAUUGAAUUCUUUGAACAUUUCCAAUGAAACAAAACAGUCAAUUUGGCUGCUGGCAACAGAGACUACAGGUCCAUUAGUACAGAGAGUUACCAAAAACGUGAUGGUUGUCAAAUGCAAACCCAAUCAAAAGCAUCCAUUGGGAUUUUUGCAUUUUGCCUUCUUUGAGACAAAAUUAAAUCGUAAUAGACCUCAACCAGAGUUUAAAUUUCAGUGCAGCUGUAAAGCUUUUAAGGCUCAGAAGGAAGGUAGUUCUAAACAUGACCCACAGAAAAGAUGUGUUCAUUUCUAUGCAUGCAUCACUGCAUUUGGCAGUGAUGACAAACUAGCAGAAGAGUUUGCAUACUACAUAGCUCUGGACAGAGUGGCCAAUGAAGAUGUUUCAGCGGAACGCCAGCUGGUGUCUCUGAUCAACCCUCCAGAUGGACAGGACCACCCUGCUGUCACGGACCCCACACAGGUAGAGGUAGUUCUACAGGAAGAGACAGACGACUUCCUGAGACCACCAACAGCUAAGAAGAAGAAGGAUGAUACCUUGGCUCAAGCCAGUAGUGCACUGCUAACCCUACAAGAAAGUGUAAAUACCACAACACCAAAGAAGCCCAGCCCAGCAAAACCACAGGCUGUCAGCCAGAAAACACCAAGUGUCACACCAAAGAAAACAGUGUUAAAUAAUCUACCUGUGGAGGAGAGCCAGGUGUUUAUAAGCUUUCAUCAGUGGCUGGCAAGUGUUACAGAGAGAAUAAACCAGACAAUGCACUACCAGUUUGAUGGGAAUCCAGACCCUUUAGUUUUCCAUGCUCCCCAAUGUUUCUUUGACUGUCUCCAGCAGAGGAUCGCAACAGGAAACAAGAAAAAGAGGCUGCCAAACAGUACCACUGCUUUUGUCCGGAGAGAUGCUCUUCCUCUUGGAACAUUCACCAAGUACACCUGGCAUAUCACCAAUGUUCUGCAUGUUAAGCAGAUAUUUGAUACACCAGAGAUGUCCCUUGAAAUUACCAGGAAUUUUGUUGAAAAUCGAGAUGGCACUUAUGACUUGUAUGAGGUUCCAAAGGUUCAGGUGGAAAACCUUGAUGAACCUUUUAAGCAGAACAAGAACCAGACUCCAAUCAGGCCAUUUGAACUGAAAACCUACUUAAAAGUUGGUAACAUGGCUCAAGAGCAGAGGGAGCCGACACCAUUUAUAAUAGAAUGGAUACCAGAUAUCUUACCUCAAUCUAGGAUAGGAGAACUGAGAAUCAAAUUUGAAUAUGGUCAUCAGAGAAAUGGAAUAAUUGAGUACAGACAGUCUGUGCCAGUGCAGCAUUCCCAGGUCAUUGAACUGCAGCAGAUUCAGGUGUAACAUCAGUGUGUUGUUCUGUGCAUGAGGAAUAUUCAGACAGCAGGCACAAGCAGGAUAAAGAAUGGUAUUGUAAAACCAGGAAGUUAGGACUUAACUAAUGUAUAAGGCUGAAGUCUAUAUGGCCCUUCCAAUAAAAAUUGGGUGGUGUGAAGUGUUGGUAUAUGGAGUGUUGCAUACAAGGAAUUUGGUUCGUAGAUAGUGGUUAAAGUGAUGCAAGUAUAAGGAACAAUGGGCACAAUGUGUCUAGCUACUGGUGGAAAGAGCUGUUCUCAGAAUUUUAACACUAAAAGAGCAAGGAUCUGCUAAUUAAGACAAGGAGGAUGGAUAUUUCAAUUUAGCUGUUCUUUUCCUUCCAUUUCAGAUGUUAAAGGUGUGAAUAUGGCAUUAUAUUUCUGCAGUUCCGUUUCAUUCAAGUUUUCUUCGUUGGAAAUGAAUGGUGUUAUUCUUACUGUGCCCGUAAGUUGUCCAGAUACGUUUGGGCACAAAUGGUAUUUUUAUCAGUAUUUGGAUGAACUGCUAAAAGUGAUAGAUCUGUCGUUAUUUUGAGUGCACUAAUCUGUGUUAUACAAGUUGUGUGUGUGAUGCUGGCUUCACACAGUCUAGUUUUGGACAUAUUACUGCAGAGAACCCCAGAGUUCCUCAUAUAAUGUUAUGACAGGGGUCGAUGUACAUCCUGAAGUCAUGAUUCAACUCAAAUACAUCAGUUUUAAUGACAUUUAUAUUAUCUUGUCUUUUUAGCAUUAAUUUUUAAAAUACCAGUUGACCAAAGUCUUGUAUUUAUCAUCUGCAUCAGUUGUUAGGAGAGCAGUUGUUUGCAUUGACAUGCAACGGGAAUUGAAUAUGUAGAAGAACAUUGGGAAAUUUGUAAUUAUUCACACCCUGGUGUUUAAAUUGCUUCAAAUAAAGACAGUUGUGUUCCCAUCAAA